Messenger RNA from Aureobasidium namibiae CBS 147.97, 1248 nucleotides. RefSeq lists its product as uncharacterized. Gene Ontology annotation, biological process: exocytosis; endocytosis; maintenance of cell polarity. Lineage: Eukaryota; Fungi; Ascomycota; Dothideomycetes; Dothideales; Saccotheciaceae. Gene Ontology annotation, cellular component: membrane; intracellular membrane-bounded organelle; cytosol. The record is from RefSeq and is a predicted model, not a curated record. Bases 1 to 1248 code for a protein of 415 amino acids. The transcript has 5 exons. Gene Ontology annotation, molecular function: sterol binding.
AUGGGCGAGAAGAUGCCCGACGACAGCAGUAAACUCAAAACCUUUGUUGGCAUCCUGAAGAAGUUCAUCGGUGUCUCCGACAUUGCCGCCGUCCGCUUCUCCCUGCCUGCCCAGCUGCUCGAGCCUAUUCCCAACCUCGAGUACUGGCACUACCUGGACAGACCCGACAUCUUUGCCAGCAUUGGCGACUCGGACGAUGAGCUUGGCCGUUUACUUGCCUGCUUGCGCUUCUGGUUCACCAAGGACCUGAAGUACGUCAAGGGAAAGCCUUGCAAGCCAUACAACUCGACUCUUGGAGAGUUCUUCAGGUGUCAAUGGGAGACCGACGACAACGUCCCCGUCCUCCAAGGCAACAAGGUCAAGUCCGAUACUGCCGGCAACAAGGUCAAGGUUUCUUACCUCACCGAACAAACCUCGCAUCAUCCUCCCGUCUCGGCCUACUACGUCGACUGCCCGCAAAAGGCCAUUUCUGCACGUGGCUUCGAUCAGAUCAGCGCAAAGUUCACCGGUACCAGCAUUCGCGUCACCCCCGGCAUUUACAACGAAGGCAUCUAUGUUACUCUACACAACUGGGGUGACGAAACAUAUCACCUUACCCAUCCUGCUGCUUAUCUGGGUGGCUUCUUGCGAGGCAACCUUAAUGUCAGCGUCGCCGAUACUUGCUUCGUAACAUGCAAGAAGACAGGUAUCAAAGUUAUCCUUCAUUACGUCGAAGAAGGAUGGCUAGGCAAGACUCAGAAUAAGGUUGAAGGUGUUGUCUACAAAUGUGACGUUGACAACGACAACACAACCAGGAUCAAGGACGUUCCAGAAAAAGCCAUCAUCGGUCGUAUCGAAGGUGCCUGGCACGACAAGGUCUACUUCACCCGGGGGUCCGCGCCGGCUGCAAAGAACCCCGACAAGACUCUCCUCAUCGACGUCAACCCGCUAUUCCCUGUACAGAAGAUCGUCCCUCCUCCCGAGCAGCAGCUGCCCAACGAGUCGCGUAAAUUCUGGAACAGUGUCACUGAGGCCAUUCUCAGCAGGCAAUAUUCCAAAGCCACGACCGAGAAACAGGAGCUUGAAGAGCGUCAACGUCAAAAAGCGGCUGAUAGGAAGGCCAGAAAUGUCGAAUGGUCGCCUCGCUUCUUCACUGGCGCCACCACUCCCGCUGGCAUCCCUGAGCUCACUGACGAGGGUAGGAAGGUCCUCAUCGGCCUUCAGAAUGGCGACUACAAUCUCGAGGAGAGCAAGGAGACUGGUGCAUAA